Pelecanus crispus (Dalmatian pelican) is the source of this 813-nucleotide messenger RNA. Lineage: Eukaryota; Metazoa; Chordata; Aves; Pelecaniformes; Pelecanidae. The record is from RefSeq and is a predicted model, not a curated record.
AUGGAUGCAUUCAGAGCACCUGAAAAUGAGUCGCUCUUGUCCAGUUCCUCUGGUCCUGCCAGAUGGGAUCCCUUCCGUCGUCCCUUGGACUCCAUCCAGCCCUGGCACUUCAGGCUUCUGGCAGCAGUAAUGCUGGCGGUGACCUCCCUGUCGCUUGCUGAGAACCUGGCUGUAAUCGUGGUAACUUUUAAGUUCAAGCAAUUGAGACAGCCUGUCAAUUAUGUUAUAGUCAAUUUGUCUGUGGCUGAUUUCCUGGUCUCACUGACUGGUGGCACCAUCAGCUUUUUAACCAAUCUAAAAGGAUAUUUUUAUAUGGGAUACUGGGCUUGUGUACUGGAAGGAUUUGCUGUCACGUUUUUUGGCAUUGUUGCUCUCUGGUCUCUUGCUCUGCUGGCUUUUGAGCGGUACAUUGUGAUCUGCCGCCCAUUGGGCAAUAUGCACUUGAGGGGGAAGCAUGCAGCCCUAGGUAUUGCCUUUGUGUGGACCUUUUCCUUCAUUUGGACCAUUCCACCGACAAUGGGUUGGAGCAGUUACACCACCAGUAAGAUUGGAACUACAUGUGAGCCUAACUGGUAUUCAGGAGCUUAUACCGACCACACGUACAUUAUUGCAUUCUUCACCACCUGUUUUAUAGUGCCUUUAUCUGUGAUUUUGGUAUCCUAUGGAAAACUGAUGCGGAAGCUAAGAAAGGAUGCAUUUAGGGGAGAGAAGGUUAAAUGGCUGGGAGAGGUUGAUUUCAGUAUUAAACACAAGAAGUAUCCAAAGUUGAAUGUGAACUGCAGCACAGGUGCAUUGCUGCUCAUAGUGCUCCUG